AUGGUGAAGCCAGAGAGUAAGAAAGCUACAGAAGGCAAAAAGCAUAAGCCUGAAUGCCUUCCAGCAGGAAAAUACUGUCUUAUCAGUUGCGAUAUGGAUACAACUAGACGGAGGUUAACAGAUGAAAUAUUUCAUAUAGCAGCGUACAAUUUAAAUAGACAAUUUUCCCAAUACAUCAUGCCAUAUGCAAAUUUAAACCCAAGUGUUAAACGAAGACAUAAUAUUCGUGUUACAUCUGAUGACCGUUUUAGAGUUUUGAGAAGCAAUAUAAACAAUAAGGUUAUAAGAACGAAGUCAGAAAUAUUUGGGUUAUUAGAUUUUUUGAAUUGGUUAGAAGAAGUCAACUCAGAGUCAGAUGGAGCAGCUCUCCAACGUUACGAUUUACUUGGAAAGUUUAAUGAAAUUGUUAAGGGUUUUGCAAAUGGACAUGAAUUAGCCGAAAAGAAAUGUUCAACUACCAUGAAGUCUUUUAACCUUAAAGUUUUAUCUAGAGUUUUACUAGAUCAAAAAGAACAAUUCGAUAAUGCUUCAAAUAGAGCAAAAAUUAUUUGGGAAAUAGCUCAACAUCUUGGUCAAGGUAAACAAAAGGACUUAGCAGCUGGUAUUGAAGAUCCAAAUCGUGUAAUAUUAGACAACAUGGUAGAAGUAGUUCGCCUGUAUUCUUAUCCUACUUCUGUAGAAUUAGGUGAACUGAAAGAACUGCGCAAAGUAGCUGAAAGAAGCAGUUCAUUUCAGCCAAUAUUUAGUGCAGCGGGCAAAAUGAAUUAUCGGGAUAUUCAGCACAUAAAUGCUUUAAGAUCAGUAUUGGCUGAAGGCAAAUCUGAUUAUAAUACCAUGAAAAGUACAUAUGAAACAGAUGGAAAACAAGGCCUAAUAAAGGAAUUGACCAAUUUGAAAAUUACAAGAAAAGAUCAACAACAUGAUUUAUUAGAGAUAUUGGACUCCCAUUUUGAUCCAAAACGUACUGCCACUUUCCCCAAUACAAAAACGCAAAAAAAAAACUGA
Molecule: messenger RNA, 1005 nt
Organism: Ctenocephalides felis (cat flea)
Lineage: Eukaryota; Metazoa; Arthropoda; Insecta; Siphonaptera; Pulicidae
Product: maternal protein exuperantia-1-like
Exons: 2
Coding region: 1-1005 (334 amino acids)
Biological process (GO): bicoid mRNA localization
Molecular function (GO): RNA binding; protein homodimerization activity
Source: RefSeq, a predicted model, not a curated record